This is a messenger RNA of Mandrillus leucophaeus (drill), 1481 nucleotides long. It is a transcript of the gene KATNAL1, whose product is annotated as katanin p60 subunit A-like 1. Gene Ontology annotation, molecular function: ATP hydrolysis activity; ATP binding. The record is from RefSeq and is a predicted model, not a curated record. Gene Ontology annotation, biological process: microtubule severing. The annotation marks the transcript as partial. The transcript has 10 exons. Gene Ontology annotation, cellular component: microtubule cytoskeleton. Lineage: Eukaryota; Metazoa; Chordata; Mammalia; Primates; Cercopithecidae.
AGCCUCCGCGCUCCCUCCCGCGCUGCACCCACCGCGCGGCCGGGGCUGCCAUGGCAACCCUACGCAGCCGCCGCCUCUUCACGCACGUCGCGAACUAACGGACUCGGCGGCGGCGGCGGCGGCCUGCGCCCCACCCCCAACCCAUCUGGACCGCAUCGCCGGCUGUGCCCGGACCUGCGCCUUCUAGGUCUCUGAAAGAAGAUGAAUUUGGCUGAGAUUUGUGAUAAUGCAAAGAAAGGAAGAGAAUAUGCCCUUCUUGGAAAUUACGAUUCAUCAAUGGUUUAUUACCAGGGGGUGAUACAGCAAAUUCAGAGACAUUGCCAGUCAGUCAGAGAUCCAGCUAUCAAAGGCAAAUGGCAACAGGUUCGGCAGGAAUUAUUGGAAGAAUAUGAACAGGUGAAAAGUAUUGUCAGCACUUUAGAAAGUUUUAAAAUCGACAAGCCUCCAGAUUUCCCUGUGUCCUGUCAAGAUGAACCAUUUAGAGAUCCUGCUGUUUGGCCACCCCCUGUUCCUGCAGAACACAGUGAGAUGGAACUGAAGACUUACAAAGCAGAGGCACACUUCCUGUGGACAGGGGCCCUGCCACAGACAACACAUCUGCUUCUUGAGCAGUUUCACUCAGACCAUUUAGGAGCCCAUCAGAAUAUUGAGUGGCAGGACAAGUUACUGACUAGUACUUUUUUUUAUACCUCUCCCCAGGGAAGGAAGAAUAUGCAAGAUGGUGCAAGUGACGGUGAAAUGCCAAAAUUUGAUGGUGCUGGUUAUGAUAAGGAUCUGGUGGAAGCCCUUGAAAGAGACAUUGUAUCCAGGAAUCCUAGCAUUCAUUGGGAUGACAUAGCAGAUCUGGAAGAAGCUAAGAAGUUGCUAAGGGAAGCUGUUGUUCUUCCAAUGUGGAUGCCUGACUUUUUCAAAGGGAUUAGAAGGCCAUGGAAGGGUGUACUGAUGGUUGGACCCCCAGGCACUGGUAAAACUAUGCUAGCUAAAGCUGUUGCCACUGAAUGUGGUACAACGUUCUUCAACGUUUCCUCUUCUACGCUGACAUCUAAAUAUAGAGGUGAAUCUGAGAAGUUAGUUCGUCUGUUGUUUGAGAUGGCUAGAUUUUAUGCCCCUACCACGAUCUUCAUUGAUGAGAUAGAUUCUAUCUGCAGUCGAAGAGGAACCUCUGAUGAACAUGAGGCAAGUCGCAGGGUCAAGUCUGAACUGCUCAUUCAGAUGGAUGGAGUUGGAGGAGCUUUAGAGAAUGAUGAUCCUUCCAAGAUGGUUAUGGUAUUGGCUGCUACUAAUUUCCCGUGGGACAUUGAUGAAGCUUUGCGAAGAAGGUUAGAAAAAAGGAUAUAUAUACCUCUCCCAACAGCAAAAGGAAGAGCCGAGCUUCUGAAGAUCAACCUUCGUGAGGUCGAAUUAGAUCCUGAUAUUCAACUGGAAGAUAUAGCCGAGAAGAUUGAGGGCUAUUCUGGUGCUGACAUCACUAAUGUUUGCAG